AUGACGCGGGUGCCGCGCGACAUCGCGCGACGUAACAGUUGCUGGUGCAGCACAGAGUGGCUACGCACCAGACUGGCGUCGACGGUCACAGUCGAGUUCCUAGAGCUGGUGAAAGAGACCUGUGAUGACUACGCAGAGAUCAAUGAGAUCGUGGAGCGACACUCGACGCUGGAAACUGCCAACACUGACCUGGCAGAGAUCCAAACGGAAUCCGAGACCAAAAUCGAGGAGCUCCGUGGAGAGUUCCAGAGUUACAAGAAAGAGCAGGAAAUGGAAAUGAUGGAACUGCGGAACAAGGUGGCCACGCUGCAAAUCGAACUGGAUGAAUGCCAGAAGAAGCGACAGCAGUUGCAGCACGAGUUUGAUGAAGCAACGCUGGAAGACUCCGAGCAUUCGCUGAAGUUCGGACAAAUCCUCAUGUCAGUAGAAAACUUGUUUCUGCGAUGCACGACCAAGAGGAAAAACAUUCAGCAUGCUCAGACCCCGGUUGAUGACGAGGGGAAGCAAGAAGGUGAAGAAGGUCAGGAUGAAAGCGAGGAUUCCUUCCGAAAGAAGAAGGAGAACGCGAUGAGGCAACUGAAAAUCAUCCUCGCUUACCUCAAGGAUUUCCGGGAAAUUUGCGAGAUCCUCCGGAAAGAAAGAAGAGCAGAUCCCACCCGCGCGAAGCAGGGAGCUUUAGAGGCGGUCACUGCACCGGAGCCCAACAUUCGAUUCGAGGCGGAGAUGCCUCGCGGCGGCGAUCGAGGAUCUCAAAACUCAGGUUCACAGGGCAAUACCAAGGAGCUCAGGCCAAGUGCCAACGUGAGCAGCACCCAGGAUUUCUGA
Cladocopium goreaui is the source of this 825-nucleotide messenger RNA. NCBI's taxonomy places the organism in Eukaryota, Dinophyceae, Suessiales, Symbiodiniaceae. The record is from the annotation of a GenBank genome assembly.